Dermochelys coriacea (leatherback sea turtle) is the source of this 3527-nucleotide messenger RNA. RefSeq names its product transmembrane protein 168 (gene TMEM168). The transcript is spliced from 5 exons. NCBI's taxonomy places the organism in Eukaryota, Metazoa, Chordata, Testudines, Dermochelyidae. Bases 683 to 2785 code for a protein of 700 amino acids. The record is from RefSeq and is a predicted model, not a curated record.
AGAGGGGGGAGAUUUAUACUGUAUAGCAACGAGUGGGGGGGGGGGCUGCAGGAGCAGUUUGACCUCGCGAACCCCCCCGCCCCCCCCCGCAUGCCAGGCCGGGAGGUGGCGGCACGGGGGGGGGGGGGGAGAGGCAGCACUGCUCACGCCGUCAGCCCGCGUGCUGGGUCCCUGCCCGGCCCUUGGCCCCCGAGGCGCGAGGGAGAUGGGAUUUCUCGCUCCCCUGACACAAGUGUGGCGCCCGCCUUCCAAUCUUCCCCGAAUGAGCGGGGCAUGGGGCGGCGGGGAGGCUGCUGCUCCGAUCGGGGUGCCCGACUACGGGGUACCCCACCAGGCCCCGGCCUCUCUCACCGCUGUUUCGGGGACGGGGCGCCACCCCCCCCGCCUCGCCUCGCGCUGCCCGCGCGCCUGCCAGUUGUUGCUCGUGCGCUAGCCCGUGCCGUACUGCGCCGUUUGAACCCUCACUCUCCCCGUCGUCUGGGAGGUGCUAACAUGGCGGCGGCGCUGCGGGUCUUGUGGGGGUGGAGAACUUCCCGAGGAGCCGGCGCAGGGAUUUCUAUAAUCCAGGAAUGUUACUGAUGAAAUGACAUUACAGGAGGUUAUUGCUGCACUGCAUUUCUUGGAUGAAAGCCAAACAGUUACUUUCUGUAGAGUGGGUAAAAUCCCCUAAUUGCAUAUUUACAUGUGUAGAUCACUGCGUUACUGUGUUAGUCACUGUCUCUAUGCAGCAAUGACAAGGCUGGAAGAAGCAAAUAGAGAAGUGAACAUGCAUUCAUCGGUCCGAUACCUUGGCUAUUUAGCCAGGAUCAGCAUAUUGGUUGCUAUAUGUCUGGGCCUUUAUGUCAGGUGGGAGAAGACUUCAGAUGCACUAAUACUGGUAAUAUUUAUCCUGGGACUUUUUGUUCUUGGAAUUGCCAGCAUACUUUAUUAUUAUUUUUCAAUGGAAGCAGCAAGUUUGAGUCUCUCCAAUCUUUGGUUUGGAUUCUUGCUUGGCCUCCUCUGUUUUCUUGAUAAUUCCUCUUUUAAAAAUGACGUGAAAGAAGAAACAACCAAAUACUUGCUCCUUGCCUCCAUAGUUAUAAGGAUAUUGUGUGCUUUGGUGGAGAGGAUUUGCGGCUGUGUCCAUCAUCGACCAACUCUGCUGACAACAGUUGAAUUUCUGGAGCUGGUUGGAUUUGCAAUUGCCAGCACAACUAUGCUGGUUGAAAAAUCCAUGAGUAUCAUCUUGUUGGUUGUGGCUUUGGCCAUGCUGAUUAUUGAUUUGCGGAUGAAGUCUUUCUUGGCAAUUCCAAAUUUGGCAAUUUUUGGAGCUCUGGCAUCUUUAUUGUUUUUUCCUUCCCUGAACAUUCCCACAAACCCAUUUGCCUUGGCCUGUUUCUUUAGUUGCCUGAUUUCAGACCCUCUUCUUGAUGUCUAUUUCAGCGGACUUUCAGUUACUGAACGAUGGAAGCCCUACUUGUACCGUGGUAGAAUUUGCAGAAGGCUUUCAGUCAUCUCUGUUGGAGUAAUUGAACUUAUCUUUUUCAUUCUAGCAGCAUUUAAAUUAGGUGACUUGGGUCUCUGGUAUUUUGUUAUACCUGGUUUUUCCAUUUUUGGAAUUUUCUGGAUGAUCUGCCACAUUAUUUUUCUUAUAACUCUUUGGGGGUUUCAUACAAAAUUAAAUGACUGUCACAAAGUCUAUUAUACCCACAGGACAGAGAAUAAUAGCCUUGACCGAGUCAUGGCUUCUAAAGGAAUGCGUCAUUUUUGUUUAAUUUCAGAGCAACUAGUAUUUUUCAGUCUCCUUGCAACUGCAGUUUUGGGUGCAGUAACUUGGCAGCCAAAGAAUGGGAUCUUCAUGAGUGUGUUUCUGAUUGUUUUACCUCUGGAGUCCAUGGCUCAUGGGCUUUUUCAUGAACUGGGGAACUGCUUGGGAGGAACAUGUGUUGGAUAUGCUGUUGUGAUUCCCACCAAUUUCUGCAGUCCUGAUGGUCAGCCCACGCUUCUUCCACCUGAGCAUGUGCAAGAGUUAAAUUUGAGGUCUACAGGCAUGCUCAAUACCAUCCAGAGGUUUUUUGCAUAUCACAUGAUUGAAACAUAUGGCUGUGACUAUUCUACAAGUGGACUUUCUUUUGAUACACUUCAUUCUAAGCUGAAAUCUUUUCUUGAACUUCGGACUGCAGAUGGACCCAGACAUGAUACCUAUGUUUUGUAUUAUAGUGGUCACUCUCAUGGCACUGGUGAAUGGGCACUAGCAGGUGGCGAUGCAUUACGGCUUGACACGCUUUUGGAAUGGUGGAGAGAGAAGAAUGGUUCUUUUUGUUCGCGACUUAUAAUUGUGUUAGACUGUGAGAACUCCCAGCCUUGGGUUAAAGAAGUAAGAAAAGUCAAUGAUCUAUAUAUUGCAGUACAAGGAGCAGAAUUUGCCAGAGUGGAAGACAUUGAGGAAGCAGACCCUCCGCAACUUGGUGACUUUACCAGAGAAUGGGUUGAAUACAAUUGUAACCCUGACAAUAGCAUCAGCUGGUCUGAAAAGGGCCGUGCGGUGAAAGCAGUGUAUGGUGUGUCAAAACGCUGGAGUGACUAUACUCUACAUUUGCCGACAGGAUGUGAUGUUGCCAAACACUGGAUGAUGUACUUCCCUCGUGUUACCUAUCCCUUGGUGCAUUUGGCAAACUGGUUUUGUGGUCUCAAUCUGUUCUGGGUCUGUAAGGCUUGUUUUAGAUGCUUGAAAAGAUUUAAAAUGAAUUGGUUUCUUCCCACAGUGCUGGACACAGGACAAGGCUUCAAACUUGUCAAAUCGUAACUAAAAACCAAAGAUGAGUAAAAGUGAGAGCUCUGGGAACUUCCUCGCUCUCAAAUUUGAUUGACUUGCAAUUUUUUAUAUGUAACAGUUUUCUCUGUUGAAGAAAUCUUGCUACUUCAGUAGCUAUACUCACUGUUCAUCUUUUUGAGCAAUUACAGUAUAUGCAAAGGGUUGGAAGCUUCAUUCUAAAAUGAGAAUAGGGUUAUACUAUUUGAAUUUUGUUACUGAGUUGUAUAUAAACAUGUAAAAGAUUUAUUAAAUAUGACCAUGCACUUUUGAGACAAAAAGCUGCCUGUGUUCAGAACCAACAAAUUACAGGCUUUAAUCAGCUAUGGCUCAUAUGAUGAUACAUGGCAAUUAUAUCCCUCUCAAACUUCAAAUACAGGAAAGGAAACAAGCCAGUGUUCAAAUCAUUUUAUUAUGCCCUCACGCUUCUAUGAUGGGUUUCAGAGUAUUAUAGAACAACACAGAGUCAAAAAAUAAAAAAACUCAAGAAGCACUGUAGGUAGGUAACUGCAAGGAUAUAUAAAUUAAUUUACAUUAGCAUUCUCAGUCCCUGCCUGCGGCCCCCAUUGACAACAAUAGGAGUUGCCCACACAGAGUGAGGGAAUGAAAUGGGUCUUUGUUAGAAUAUUUUGUGGUUCCAACCAUGUUCUUGUUGACAGCCAACAAAGAGAGGUUUUCAAAUGUGAUUUUUAAAAUGUUCAAUAUUUUUUCAAAAUAAAUUCAGUCUCUCAGGUGA